GCGCUGCUCUCUUUACACACUCAUGCAGUGAGUAGACACGGGCUCUGCGAUAACAUAAAGUGUUUUUAUUGGCGUGAUAUGCGUAUAAAAUACUUUUAAGUCAUGGGUGGAAGUGCUUGCUGUGUCGUCGGCUGUAACGUCCGCUCGCACGACGGACAGGGCAAAAAGAUAGACAACGGUUUGUCUUUCUACAGUUUUCCUGCCUGGCGCCAGAAUCAAGGAAGUUAUGUGUCCGAGGUGACGAAGGGGAGACGGCUGGCUUGGAUAUCAGCUGUAAGGCGCAAAGACAUCAAGUUUUCCAACAUCCCGAGAUCGUUUAAAGUGUGCUCCAGGCAUUUUCAUUCGGGUAAACCAUCAUACGAAAUGGAUCAGUCACAUCCUGACUGGGUUCCAACGCUGCACCUUGGUCACUCAGAAGAUGAGAUUGGCGGAGACGGGGCAGAGGUGGAAGUGGCAGUAGAUGAGGAACAUGCAGACCAGGAUGAAGCAGAAGCAGAAGCAGCAGAAGAUGAAGUGGCACACAGUCCAACGGCUAAGAGACAAAGAACAGAAUGUCAAUUCUGUGAGCGCAGCAGUGCAGAAAUCAACCGGCUGUUGCAGGAGAACAGGGAGCUCAGGUGUGAGCUGAAUAAGAGGAAGAUGGAUGAAAACUUCUUGGAAGCUAACACAGACAAGGUCCGGUAUUACACGGGACUUCCAUGUUUUGCCAUUUUAGUUGCAUUGUUCAACAAUGUUAAGCCUUUCCUGCCUGUUGUUAAGAACUUGUCACCCUUUCAAAUGAUUUUAUUGACACUCAUGCGUCUGAGGCUCGAUCUUCCAGUCCAGCACCUCGCCCACCUCUUUCAUGUUUCAUGUGAAACUUUUUCCACCGCCUUUGCCGACACCAUAGAUGUGUUAUAUGCACGCCUUAACCCCUUGGUGCACUGGCCCGAGAGGCAUUGUUUACAAGCCACAAUGCCAAAUAAAUUUUUGGAAGCUUUUGGUCAACGUGUUGCUCUUAUUGUUGACUGCUUUGAAAUACAAACAGAAAGGCCGUCAAAGUUAAAAUCCCACGUGCAGGCUUUUUCCCACUAUCAAAGUAUGGACACAUUGAAAUACCUCAUUGGUAUUACACCACAAGGUGCAGUAUCAUUUAUUUCCAAGGGAUGGGAGGGGAAUGCCUCCGACAUGCACAUAACAGAGAACUCUGGCCUUCUUAACAAACUUUUACCGGGCGAUGUGGUGUUAGCUGAUCGAGGCUUUGAUAUCAAGGAAAGUGUGGGACUGAUGUGUGCAGAGGUUAAAGUUCCUGCGCUCACCACAGGACAAUAUCAACUCGAUGUUAAGGAUGCUGAAAGCACACGUGCAUUAGCACACCUGAAGAUUCAUGUUGAAAGGGUGAUUGAUAGCAUGCGAAACAAGCACACAAUAUUGCAGAAGACGAUACCGACUAAUUUGUUACUUCAGUGUGAGGAUGAGAAGAUAACAGUCCUUGACAAGAUUGUGAAUGUUUGCUGUAUUCUGAUUAACAUGUGUCCCAGUGAGGCUGUAAAACCUAAUGACUCUGAACAAUGUGCAUUUUAAAAGGAUACUUUUAACCAGCUAUGUAUCAUAACGAUGUGGGUAGGAUGUGUAAAUGAACUGUAGCAAACUUCCCUCCAUCUUACCAGCACUAAGAUCUCCCUGCUCAUCUCUCAGCUCAGGAUUUCGCUGGCUCUCAGGUUGUCGUUGAACUUGCAGAUUGUAUUUACACAUUUUUGUAUGCCUGCCACACAAAGAGUACAGAGGCAGAUUGAGAAAGAGACCUGCUCCUCCCCUUCACUUUCAAACUGAGAUCGAACGGUAAAACUAAGCAGCGCUGAUCUAAUAUAAACCCAGAUUCUGUUGCUGCAUUGCCUAUUUUUACGCCUCAGAUGUUUUCAGAAACAUGCUUUGGUUAACUGUUUAACUGAGAUUGUUUGUUGCCAGCCGGUCACCAUAUUGUUUCUUGUGGAGAAACGGCCAGGCUGCAUUACGUCCACUUCCAGUGGGAGUGUUUAUCGGUCCGAUGCAGCACAGUGUAUUCUGGUAGUUGCAGGUUUUCUACCUCUUUAGCAGAAGCCACAGCCCUUUCUCGCUGUUUUCUCUGGUCAUGUAGCACUAAUGUCAAAAGUAUUUGUGUUUUUCUACUGCAUAGACACUCCAGUUCUUUCUUUCCAGCAGUAUAACCUGUAAAUAUUAAGGAUGUUGUUGCCAUAUAUAAGUUUAAAUGCUAUGGCUUGUAUGAUUUUGUUACAUUUUUUGGUUUCCGGAAAUGUUUUUAGU
Molecule: messenger RNA, 2283 nt
Organism: Plectropomus leopardus (leopard coralgrouper)
Lineage: Eukaryota; Metazoa; Chordata; Actinopteri; Perciformes; Serranidae
Source: RefSeq, a predicted model, not a curated record